Messenger RNA from Sorghum bicolor (sorghum), 2107 nucleotides. RefSeq names its product high-affinity nitrate transporter 2.3. The transcript has a single exon. The record is from RefSeq and is a predicted model, not a curated record. Gene Ontology annotation, biological process: transmembrane transport. Gene Ontology annotation, molecular function: nitrate transmembrane transporter activity. The coding region runs from base 317 to 1864 and encodes 515 amino acids. NCBI's taxonomy places the organism in Eukaryota, Viridiplantae, Streptophyta, Magnoliopsida, Poales, Poaceae.
GACGCGCAUCAGACAGAGAAAGCCGCGACGCCCCAGAGCACCGGCGAGGGAGCACCCCGCUGCCGUGCGCGCGCCGGCCGGCCUUCCAUUCCACCACCUCAUGCUCCACAAAUCUUUAUUGGUUUCCACGUUGGCCCCUCGCCGUCUCCAACCAUCGCGCCCCGGCCGCCGCGCGCCGCACUCCGCUUCUCGCUCCAGUCGCGUCGCAGCUAGCUCUAUAUAAGCGCCACGUACUCGCCAGAGCUUGAGCACAGCCACGUACCGGCUUCCGGCGGUGAGGGAAGCUAAGAGGACACCGAGAGUGCGAAGCGGUGACAUGGCGGAGGCGGAGUUGAAGCCCUCGGCGAUGCAGGUGGAGGCUGCCGAGGCGGCGUCCAAGCCGCGGUUCAGGAUGCCGGUGGACUCCGACAACAAGGCCACCGAGUUCUGGCUCUUCUCCUUGGCGAGGCCGCACAUGAGCGCCUUCCACCUCUCGUGGUUCUCCUUCUUCUGCUGCUUCCUCUCCACCUUCGCGGCGCCGCCGCUGCUCCCGCUCAUCCGUGACACGCUCGGGCUCACGGCCACGGACAUCGGCAACGCCGGGAUCGCCUCCGUGUCCGGCGCGGUCUUCGCGCGUGUCGCCAUGGGCACGGCGUGCGACCUGGUGGGGCCCCGCCUGGCGUCCGCGGCCAUCAUACUCCUCACCACGCCCGCCGUGUACUGCUCCGCCAUCAUCGACUCGCCGUCGUCCUUCCUGCUCGUGCGCUUCUUCACGGGAUUCUCGCUGGCGUCCUUCGUGUCCACGCAGUUCUGGAUGAGCUCCAUGUUCUCGCCGCCCAAGGUGGGUCUCGCCAACGGCGUCGCCGGCGGGUGGGGCAACCUCGGCGGCGGCGCCGUGCAGCUCAUCAUGCCGCUCGUGUACGAGGCCAUCCGCAAGAUCGGGAGCACGCCGUUCACGGCGUGGCGCGUCGCCUUCUUCAUCCCGGGCCUUCUGCAGACGCUGUCGGCCAUCGCCGUGCUGGCGUUCGGCCAGGACAUGCCCGACGGCAACUACCGGAAGCUGCACAAGUCCGGCGACAUGCACAAGGACAGCUUCGGCAACGUGCUCCGCCACGCCGUCACCAACUACCGCGCCUGGGUCCUGGCGCUCACCUACGGCUACUGCUUCGGCGUGGAGCUCGCCGUGGACAACAUCAUCGCGCAGUACUUCUACGACCGCUUCGGCGUCAAGCUCAGCACCGCCGGCUUCAUCGCCGCCAGCUUCGGGAUGGCCAACAUCAUCUCCCGCCCCGGCGGCGGCCUCAUGUCGGACUGGCUCUCCACCCGGUUCGGCAUGCGCGGCAGGCUGUGGGGCCUGUGGGUGGUGCAGACCAUCGGGGGCGUCCUCUGCGUGGUGCUCGGCGCCGUCGACUACUCCUUCGCCGCGUCCGUGGCCGUCAUGAUACUCUUCUCCCUCUUCGUGCAGGCGGCCUGCGGGCUCACCUUUGGCAUCGUGCCGUUCGUCUCCCGGAGGUCGCUGGGGCUCAUCUCCGGCAUGACCGGCGGCGGCGGCAACGUGGGCGCCGUGCUCACGCAGCUCAUCUUCUUCCACGGAUCCAAGUACAAGACGGAGACGGGGAUCAAGUACAUGGGGCUCAUGAUCAUCGCGUGCACGCUGCCCAUCGCGCUCAUCUACUUCCCGCAGUGGGGCGGCAUGUUCGUCGGGCCGCAGCCCGGGGCGACGGCGGAGGACUACUACAACAGGGAGUGGACGGCGCACGAGCGCGAGAAGGGCUUCAACGCCGGCAGCGUACGCUUUGCGGAGAACAGCGUGCGGGAGGGAGGGCGGUCAGGCAGCCAGUCCAAGCACACAGUCCCCGUCGAGUCCUCGCCGGCCGACGUGUGAAACACACACGUGCGUACGGUACUGCCCGUAUAUAUAAUCAAAGGUCCCGCGUCAGCAGAUCAUAUGUACUGUUCCUGAAUCGUGGUGUUUUUGGUGUUUAUUGUGCAUCCGUGUGGUAACUUCUGUGUGAUGGGGAAGCCGGUGGUGAAUUUCAGCAAAGUCAAAGUGAUAUUACUAUAAGGGAUUGUUCAUUUUGCUAGGUGGUUUCAUUUUUUUCUGAAAUAUAUAAAGCAACUUCAUUCA